GGUGCACGGGCGCACCGGGCCCCACUCCAUCCCAAACUGGAAAGGGCAGUUUGUUUACUCCCCCGUUCGCAUCCACCGCCGUGAUCACGCUUUCCGUGAAAUGAAACUUCUCACCAUAAUUAUUUCCCAACUUCGCCGUCCUGCUCGCCACUUGCUCCUACUUUGGACUUUCAUAUUUGCAUCCAUUCUUGUCAUGUAUGCCUCUUGAUUCUGCAGCUGCAUAUUCACAGCUCACAGCUGCCAUUCAGCAUCGUUGUGACGGACGCGUCUUCGCCUUCCCAAGGUUAGACGCGCCUCGCCCACCCACCUCCACCACCUACACACAGCACUUGUCACAUCUUUGGACGCAGUUCGCGUCCCCAGCAAAUACAUACGACAUACUUUAAUCACAUCUCAUCAUGGCAGCACACACAGACCGGUUUAAGUCGCGUAUCCUUAGGGAGAAGUUUCAACAUCGCGACAAUCCCUUCAACUCUCCCCCAUCCUCUACUGGCUCCCAUGGAACUGUCACCAUGACCUCAGAUCUGUCAUAUGAUCCUGAGGGCGAGUCCACCCGGCGCAUGCACAGAGAUGACGACUCAAUUCAACUGCCUGGCCUGCUGUCCCAUCACAAACAUGGGUCCAAAGCCCAGUCGCCCUUCAAGGUGAAUACCUCGGCAAUAGGACGCAAUUUCCCCGAGUGGAAAGGUGGCUGGAAUGUCAAUAGUCGCGAGCAGACCGAAGACAUCUACAAUGUCACUGGCGAUCGUAUAGAUCAAGGAAAGGAGAACAUUCCGCCUUCCUCAUCAACUGUGGCUUCCCCUACUCAGGCCAAGUCGCAAACCCCAGGACACUUCAAGACUGGCGGCGGAACUCUUCGAACCCUUGCACAGAUGCAAGCCCAAGUCGAUGAUGACUCUGUCAACAUGACCACAGGCUCAAAUCCCCGCCGCGGCAAUGUUACAUCCCUCAUUCAGACCCUCAAGGCGGCGCAAGCCACAAGGGAGUCGGCGCCAAUAAAGUCGUCACCCAAGCCGGUGAACGUACGCCAUUCGCGCAUCAGUAAUACCAACGCGCGUCCAUCUACCCCCAACCAGACCGGUCGAUCGUUCUUCCUACCCAACCUCAUUCACAUCAACGACUUCGUCUCAGGUGUCUUGAAGCUAUCAUCGACAAAGAAUGGCAUUCCCGUGUUCGUGAAAAAUGGAAAAGUCCACGAUCGCGAGUCUCGGACUUCGCCUGACCAUCAUGCUAAUGUCGAUGCUAUCAAGGUCCCUGAGGACGAGCAAAAGAUUUUCGUCUCUUUGGAUAAGAUCCGGGAGGAAAUCCAAGCUUUGCAAGAACACGAUGACCAGGUCUCUAGGCAGGCCGAGAUUCUCCAGGAAGAGCUCUAUGAGCUGCAGAUACAGCUCUCCAAGGCCAAAUCUCGCAAGGAUAGCGCCAUGGGCUCUGACUCUGAUAGUUCCAUGCUUGACCAUCUCAACAACCAAAAGUCUCAACUGGAAGAGCAAGUUGCUUCGCUACAAUCCAGGCUGGACAAAGCCAACCGCAAGAUUAGCAUCAAUGAGAUCCAUACCGAGUCGUACAUCAGUGAGCGCGACGAAGCGCUUAAAAGUGCCUCCGCACGUCUCGAGGAAAUCAACCGCUUGCAAUCGGAGCUUGAUGCGGCGCGCCGAGAGGUGAAUGCUAGUCGAAAUGGCGACGCACAAGAUCUUAAUGUAGUUGAGGCAGAGAACAGAGAUCUGCGAGAAGACAACAUCUCAUUACGACAUCAAUACAAGUCCAUGCAUGAAGAAAACCAGUCUCUUCGCUCACACAACACUCUCCUAACCCACCAAAACGUCGACUUGCAAAAAGAAGUAAAGCGACUCCAACGCGAGCUGGACUCUCUACAAGGGGAAAAUGAACUGCUGCAGAAGGAAUACGCAGUCAUUGUCGAGGAGAAGCGGACCAUUAAGCAGGACAAUCUCAGCCUCGAGCGUCACAAUGAGAAGUGGUACAAUGACACCAAAUCCCUGCAGCAGAAGGUGACUUUACUGGAACAACGGACUCAGGAUCUCCAGGACAACAACAAUCAGCUUCACCAUAUGCUUGACUCGGUCAAUGCCGAGACGGGAACGAUUACGGUCCAUAUGAAGGAUGUUAAAGAUAGGAUCGAGAAGAAGACCCGAGACCUGACUGAACAGAACGCUCAACUCCGUCAGCAGAUCGUCGAAUUGCAGGCUGAAUAUGCAUCAAAAUACACUUCGUUUGAACAGGAGAAGCGCCGUCUGGUUGGGUCCAAUGAACGCCUCAAUGACAAGCUCGAUCACAUCAGCAAGCAGUUUGAGCAGAUAGUAUGCGAAAGCAAAGAGGAGGCGGCCAAGUACGAGGAGAUGCAAUCGUCUCUGACGCAGCAACUUGAGGACCUCAAGACUACUCCUACUACUACUACUACCAGCAAGACUAAACCCGUCAAAGUCACACGGAUUAUUGAGCCAACCACAUCCGCAUCGAAACACAAGAGCACGUUGAGCGAGAUGUCUGCUAGAAGCACCACCUCUCAGACCGACUUCCAGAUGCAGGAUGAUUAUACACGGCAUAUCGACCUUACUCAAGACUCCGACUUUGCGACUAACAUGUCGCGGGAGGGGAAGAUUGACAAAUUGCGAGACGCUCUUCGACAGGCGCAACUUGAUGCUCAACAGCAGGACGAGCCUGACGAAUACGCAGAUUUAGACGAAGCUGCAAUCACGGAGGAUAUGAGUCGAAGUCUUCCUUCUUUGCCGCAAACACGGCGAAAUGAUAGCAUCGCGUUCAAGUCUAAGAACACCACGUCUAAGGGACAGACCGAGACCUCUAAGGCACAGCCGUUGGGAAUCUUGAAGAAUGUGCAAACCCCCCGUCAGAUUCCGGAGCAGGAUUUGACCGGACGGUUCAGCGUAAAAUCGGGCAUGAGUGGGAUGAGCUUGCCAAGUCAAGCCUCGCCACCUGACCUCUCCCACGGCCGCCGCCAUUCGGAUAGUGUACGAUUUGACCUCAACGUGAACGUGGAAGAAACAUCGGCGCUCUUCAUGGAUGACAUAACACUGGAUUCCCGCAAGCGCGCCGUCGAGAGACAGGAAGCACUUGCUGCCAAGAAGGGCAAGGCCACUCCCGUUCUUCCCAAGAAUGGCGCAAAGAAGGCCAUCCCAACUCUGUCGAAGGAUGCCAAGCGUGUCCUGGACAGCUUGUGCCACGACCACGAUUGUCGCAACUGCAUCGUCUGCAAGCGCAUCAACUCGCACAUGCACGAAGACGAAACGACGCGAACUGGCGUCAAGACAACUGUACGCGUCGAGAAGCCGAUCCCCGUCACGGAUCGCAUACCCAACUCGACAACGGACUCGGCGUACGAGGACCAGCCAACUCUGCGUCCCGCCCAACACCCAGGCUUGGCGCUGGCCACUGUUAUGAAGGGUCUGCGCGACGAGCUCGCUCAUCUCGAGGCGAAGUAUGCGAAGAAGAAUGCCAUCUUCGCUGCCAUGGACCCUUCGUUUGGCAGGCGAGAGCGCAAGGGGGUGACGUCGGAGAUUCAGACUCUGAUGCGCGCUAUCAAUGACAAGCAAGACAUGAUCUACCGACUGCAUGAUGUAUUGGAGGGUCAAAAGGCCAGCGGGCAGCAGAUGACAGAGGACGAGGUGGACGUGACGAUAAUGAGCAUCUUGAGCAAGGACAAGGAGGUGACUUGGGAUGGAAUUGUUGACUGAUUGUUUGUGGGACACUGGAGCGAGCUAAUUCACUUUGGUGGAGUAAAGGUGUGUGGCAUUCCCUGGAGUGCAUGGGUUGGAGUUUCGGAUGGUUUCUAUAUGAUUUCUCUGUCUGGUUACAACAAGGCUCCCGGCGGCGUUUGGUUGCAAAAAGGCUUUUACUGCAUUGCAGUUGUUAUUUGGUCCAAAUACACUUGCCUUGGACGGGCUAUGAUACUAUACUACUAUGCUUUGUCUUGGGAACUUGCCUG
Molecule: messenger RNA, 3958 nt
Organism: Pseudomassariella vexata
Lineage: Eukaryota; Fungi; Ascomycota; Sordariomycetes; Amphisphaeriales; Pseudomassariaceae
Exons: 1
Coding region: 399-3707 (1102 amino acids)
Molecular function (GO): microtubule binding
Source: RefSeq, a predicted model, not a curated record